Molecule: messenger RNA, 1710 nt
Organism: Linderina pennispora
Lineage: Eukaryota; Fungi; Kickxellomycota; Kickxellomycetes; Kickxellales; Kickxellaceae
Exons: 1
Coding region: 1-1710 (569 amino acids)
Biological process (GO): nucleocytoplasmic transport
Cellular component (GO): nuclear pore
Molecular function (GO): structural constituent of nuclear pore
Source: RefSeq, a predicted model, not a curated record
AUGUCCUUUGGGUCCUUUGGAUCGUCUGCAACAGGCGCUCCGACUUUUGGAGCAUCGCCGUUUGGAAAUGCGGCCAGUAACAAUAGCACCAGCACGACAGCGGGCACUGGCGGUGGCGGGCUCUUUGGCUCUGCCCCAGCAGCAGCCAGCAGCACUUCAGGUGUCAGCUUGUUUGGCUCAAACAGCCCUGCAAACCCCACGGCUACAGGCGGUCUGUUUGGCACCACUACUACGCCUGCUGCUACAACCACAAGCGGCGGCGGUUUGUUUGGCGGGAGCAGCACAGCGGCGGCGGUGACUGGGGGCAGCGGCCUGUUUGGUUCUAGCACUACUGCAACAUCGACACCAGCAGGUGGCCUGUUUGGCUCUAGCACAGCACCUGCUGCCUCAGCUGCUGGCACUGGCCUGUUUGGAUCUAGUACCACUGCAACAUCGACACCAGCAGGUGGUCUGUUUGGGUCUAGCGCAGCACCUGCUACCUCGGCUGCUGGUACAGGUCUGUUUGGUUCUAGUGCCACUGCUACAUCGACUCCUGGUACAGGCUUGUUUGGGUCUAGCGCAGCACCUGCUACCUCAACUGCUGGAGGUGGGUUAUUCGGGUCAAGCAAAGCGGCGACGUCCACUGGUGGAGGAGGGCUGUUUGGAUCAACCAGCACUGCGCCUGUAUCAACUAGCACUACGGGCGGCGGGCUAUUUGGAUCUUCAUCGACAGCAGCAACAGCCACGGCAGGUUUAGGCGGAGGACUUUUUGGUAGCAAGACGCCAGCGGCAGCCCCGGCGUUUGGGUCGAGUGCUGCCGCUGCUAUUGGGGCUGGGGCUGCUGUGGCUGCCACUGCCACUGCACCUGCACCUGCACCUGCAGCCAUUACGAAAAAGACAAAGUUUGUUGACUUGCCCAAGGAUAUGCAAAAGCUGCUGGAGGAGAUCGAGCAGCACAAGCAGGUGCAGGUUCAGAUUGGCGAGGGCAUUGUAGUUAGCGACACUGAGGAGGGGCUUAAAGAUAUAUCGCGCACGGUGCAACGCCUGAUGCAGGAGCUGUCUGUGGUGAAAAUGACGCUGAAGGGCGACCGUGAGCGCGUCGACGAGGCCAAGACACGGGUGAACUUUGAUGUCAAGCAUGCCGAGAAGGCAGCGAAUCUAGUCGCCCAUGCCACCGACGACGGGUCGUGGUCGCAGGGCGGCCUGACGCCGAUGCAGAUGGCGUCUCGCCAGCGGGCGAUGCUGGCCAUGCGCAGCAAGCCUGGCCAAGUCCCGUCGGUGCUGAGUCUGCUGCAGCAGGGGCUGGACAAGGACAGCGCUGCUGCCAUGGCCACAGCCGCUGCCAUUGCCGCUGGCAAGCCUGGCGCAGGCACGACGACCUCGCCGGAGGAGGCAGUCCGGCGUAUCCGCAUCUCGGGAGUGCACUCGCAGAUUGCCAGCGACUACUUCUGGGCGUGGCUGUCGCGCGUCGAGGCAUCGGCCGAGGUGCUGACCGAGCGUCUUGGCCAACUUGAGCACCACGUGUCGGCAUCGCUGGCGUCCAGCGCGUCGCUGCAAGGCUCGGCUGAUGCCCAGGCAGGAUCGCAGCAGCAGCGGCCAACACCGAAGGCAGUAUCUGACGUCAUCCAGUACCAGAACGACUCGUUUAUGGCCAUUGCUGGCAAGCUGGCGGCUGUCGACGAAGAUGUGCGCCGGCUGAAGCGCAAGCUCGGCAUCAAGGAGUCAGAGUGA